CGCCCUCCCUCCCUCCAUCCAUCCAUCCCUCCAUCCAUCCCUCCCCGCCGCUCGCCGCCGGGCUCUGCCUCGCCCGCUUCUCCUCCCCCCUUCCCUCCCCAUCCCCGCCGCCAGCCAUGGCCGACAUGAAGACGGGCAUCUUCGCCAAAAACGUCCAGAAACGCCUCAACCGCGCCCAGGAGAAGGUACUUCAAAAACUAGGAAAAGCAGAUGAAACAAAAGAUGAACAGUUUGAAGAAUAUGUUCAAAACUUCAAACGACAAGAGGCAGAGGGUUCCAGGCUCCAGAGAGAACUGAAAGGAUAUUUAGCAGCCAUUAAAGGGAUGCAAGAUGCCUCAAAGAAGCUUACAGAGUCUCUUCAUGAAGUAUAUGAGCCAGACUGGUAUGGGCGAGAAGAUGUGAAAAUGAUUGGAGAGAAAUGUGAUGAACUUUGGGAAGACUUCCAUCAAAAACUGGUGGAUGGGUCAUUGUUGACCUUGGAUACAUAUCUAGGACAAUUUCCUGAUAUCAAAACUCGCAUUGCAAAACGAAGCAGAAAGCUGGUGGACUACGACAGUGCAAGGCAUCAUCUAGAAGCCCUGCAGAGCUCAAAACGAAAAGAUGAAGGCAGAAUUUCCAAGGCAGAAGAAGAGUUUCAAAAAGCACAGAAAGUGUUUGAAGAGUUUAAUACUGAUUUACAAGAAGAGUUGCCAUCUCUGUGGUCACGACGAGUUGGCUUCUAUGUGAACACGUUUAAAAAUGUAUCCAGCCUCGAAGCCAAGUUUCACAAGGAAAUAGCUUUACUAUGUCACAAAUUAUAUGAAGUGAUGACAAAGCUGGGAGACCAGCAUGCAGAUAAGGCCUUCACCAUUCAAGGGGCGCCAAGUGACUCAGGUCCACUCCGCAUUGCGAAAACACCAUCACCACCAGAGGAGGUCUCUCCCCUGCCUAGCCCUACUGCUAGUCCCAAUCAUAUGCUGGCACCAGCAUCUCCAGCACCAGCCAGACCUAAGUCACCCACGCAGCUGAGGAAAGGUCCACCAGUCCCACCGCUGCCUAAGCUCACACCCACGAAGGAAUUGCAACAGGAGAACAUCAUUAACUUCUUUGAUGACAACUUUGUCCCAGAAAUCAAUGUGACAACCCCAUCACAGAAUGAAGUUCCUGAAGCUAAGAAAGAGGAAUCUUUGCUAGAUCUGGACUUCGACCCUUUCAAGCCAGAAGUUACAUCAACAGGAGUCACUCAUUCACCCAUGUCUCAGACAUUGCCAUGGGAUCUAUGGACGACAAGCAACGAAUUGGUGCAGCCGCCUGAUUCUUCAAAAAGUCUUUCCCUGUGUAACCUGGUCAUGGAGGAAACCCCAAACAGUGGGUCAUCUGAAGAUAUUAACAGAUAUCAAACUAAUCUAGGUUCACUCAACUGGGGCCUAGAUGUUAGCACACCCAGUGUCAGCCAGGAAAUUACUGCAGGAGGUUCUUUGCUUUUCCCUGGGGCAGAGCAAACCUCAAGCAAACCAACGGAUACUCUGCCUGCUAGUGUCUGGCCUGCUGUAGGUGUGCAGGAGGAUACUGCGCCAGAGUCAGCUUCUCUAAACGAGAACCAGAAGACUUCACUAGAAGACCAGUUGGAUGCCAAAAAUGUCCCAUGGGAAGAUGUGGUGACCGAUCAGCCUUUAGAAAACAUAACCAGUUUUGAGACACCCAUCCUGGGAACCAAUAGCUUGUUGGAUGAGCCCGUUCCAUGUGCUGUGCAAAAGGCAGAGGAAGAGCGAGAGGAAGAAAGUGUCAAAGCAAGUGAAAAGGCAACCAGCACAGCAUUUAAUGGAUUUGCACAGGAUACCUCUGCAUUUACAGUGCAAUCAAAUGAGAAUGUGACAGAGCCUUCGACUGAGGCUGGAGAAGCUCCACCUGCGGAACCCAAGGUCGAGGAAACCCCUGCGGCUGCUGUUGCUGAAAAGGAGGCCAUCCCUGCUGAGCCCGCCGAGCCAGCAGAGCAGGCUGUGGACAGUGUCGAGGCAGGGGAUAAAGAGACAACGGGAGUUGCUGAGAAAGAAAGCGAGGUGUUACCUGUCACCGAAGGGGCUGCGGAGGCAGAAGAUGGUGCAGCUGUAACAGCAGGAACCAGUGAUGGUGCUGCUACCACUGAGCAGGAGGGUGUUGCUGCAGGUGACAAACCUCAGGGAGAAGAAAUGGAGGCCCAUGUGUCUCAGGAAAAAGUCAGCAGCAUCCCUUCAGUAGUAAUAGAGCCAGCAUCAAACAAUGAGGGGGAGGGAGAAGAACACGAAGUUGUUGUGAACGACUCCAAAGAUGCUGCAGCAGAGGCAGGCACUCAGGGCACCGACACGCCUCCCAGUGACACUUCCCAAGUUGGAAGUGAGCAGAAACCCACCGAAGAAAUCCAGGCUGCACCUUCUCAAGAUCAGCCAGUUCCAGCUGAAGACACAGCAUCUGCAGUGCCACCUGGCUUUCUCUUUAAGGUCGAAGUUCUACAUGAUUUUGAGGCAGCUAACAGCGAUGAGCUUAAUUUAAAACGAGGAGAUAUCGUGCUAGUAAUUCCUUCUGAAACCACAGCUGAUCAGGAGGCUGGCUGGUUGACGGGCAUUAAGGAAUCUGAGUGGCUCCAGUACAGAGAUGCAAAUAGUUAUAAAGGACUUUUCCCAGAGAACUUCACACGCCACCUGGAGUAGUUCUCGGCAUAGGCAGACGAAUGUGGUAUGACGUUCAGUCAGUAGGUUUUUAACCUCUCUGAAACACAGGAGCCCACCUUUUUGUAGUUUAAGCUGUUAAUGGUUUACAGACUGGUGCCAGACAAAGCUUGUUGAAACAUAUCAAAAUGAGCAUGAAUGCAAACAGUUAAGCUAGCAAUUUCUGAAAAGCAGUACAUGAAAAAAAAAAUCAAAUAAAAAAGAAAUGUCCUUAUUUGUUCACACGUAUGUGGCAACAGGUUUGUUUGUGCUUUGUCAGAGCUAUGGUGAUCCUGUAUUUGGUCCUUUCCCAUGAAAUCUGAAAUUAGCCUCCUCAAUACCAAAACCUUAACUUCUCUGCACUAAGUGUAUUGUAUUGAGUUGCACUGCAGAAGAUUUAAUUAGUUAUCCUGUAGUAAUGAGGUCAAACUAUUAUAAGUUUCAUGUGUUUCAAAAAAUAAUUAACUGCUGCAAUGUUUUUCAAUGUUAUUUUUGGACAUGCAUAAUAUAUAUACACACACACCAGAACUUAUAUGUGUAUAUAUAAGUGCAUAUGGAUAUAUAUGCAUUUUCAUGACUUCAUGGUAGUUCUUUGACUGUGUAGUAUCAUCAGUACACGCAUUGCUCUUUCACUGUCUGGCAUUACAGGAAAUGGUUUUGUUCCAAAGCAAAACUAGCUGCUCCAUUGCCAAAACAUGAUACAGUAUCUGUGUUUGUAAUGUGAAAUUUUCAUUCUGAGAUGAUGAAUAACAUCCUGUUCAAAGCUGCUAAACCUUUGAGAAGGCAUGGCUCGGUCUCUUCCAGCUGCAGUAGUUACAAUGAGAUAAUCUGGAGGAGGAGUUGUUAUGAUGCUAAUCUAUACUUUUUUAUUUAAUUGGCUGAAUAAAUUUAAAAAAAAAAACAGAACUAAUCUAUGAGAAGAAAUAAACACAAUAUAUUUUCACUAUAUGUAUUUAUGCAGCGUACCUUCACAGAUUCUUUUAAAAUAAGAUAUAUAAUGUAUCCUGUAUCAAAAAGUCAUCUGUAACUUAUGUUUUCCAGUGCUGUGUCAUUAAAAAUAAACCUUUGAUCC
This is a messenger RNA of Cuculus canorus (common cuckoo), 3735 nucleotides long. RefSeq names its product amphiphysin (gene AMPH). Lineage: Eukaryota; Metazoa; Chordata; Aves; Cuculiformes; Cuculidae. The record is from RefSeq and is a predicted model, not a curated record. The coding region runs from base 117 to 2666 and encodes 849 amino acids. Gene Ontology annotation, biological process: synaptic vesicle endocytosis. Gene Ontology annotation, cellular component: cytoplasm; synaptic vesicle; plasma membrane. Gene Ontology annotation, molecular function: phospholipid binding; protein binding. The transcript is spliced from 23 exons.